Pteronotus mesoamericanus is the source of this 3790-nucleotide messenger RNA. RefSeq names its product AVL9 cell migration associated (gene AVL9). The record is from RefSeq and is a predicted model, not a curated record. The transcript has 16 exons. Lineage: Eukaryota; Metazoa; Chordata; Mammalia; Chiroptera; Mormoopidae. Gene Ontology annotation, cellular component: cytoplasm. Bases 187 to 2133 code for a protein of 648 amino acids.
GCCCAGGGGGCGGGGCAGAGCUGCAGGAGCCUCGGCCUCCUCCAGGCCCCCGGCGCGGCUCCCAUGCGGCGCCCCGAUUGACACCUGAAGUCCGCCGAUCGCCGUCCUCCGGGGGACCGCCGCGUCGCCCGGCCCGCCGCCCUUGGCGGUUGACGUCGUGGUGGUGCGGGCCCGCGGCGGCUGCCCAUGGAGAAGGCCGGACGGGACUGGCAGAGUGCCCCGCGGGGGCCCGUGCUGCACAUCGUGGUGGUCGGCUUUCAUCAUAAGAAGGGCUGCCAGGUGGAGUUCUCCUACCCGCCCCUGAUCCCAGGAGAGGGGCACGAUAGUCACACUGUACCUGAAGAAUGGAAGUACUUGCCCUUCCUUGCCUUACCGGACGGCGCCCACAACUACCAGGAAGAUACUGUGUUUUUUCACUUGCCACCCAGAAAUGGAAGUGGAGCCACUGUAUAUGGUAUCUCUUGCUAUCGACAGAUUGAAGCCAAGGCAUUGAAAGUACGGCAAGCGGAUGUCACCAGAGAGACGGUGCAGAAGAGUGUCUGCGUGCUCAGCAAGCUGCCCCUCUAUGGCCUACUUCAAGCAAAACUUCAGCUCAUCACACAUGCGUAUUUUGAAGAGAAGGAUUUUUCCCAAAUUUCCAUUCUAAAGGAACUCUAUGAGCAUAUGAAUAGUUCCUUGGGAGGAACGUCGCUGGAAGGGUCCCAGGUUUACCUUGGUCUGUCUCCUCGAGAUCUUGUGCUUCAUUUUCGACACAAGGUCUUAAUUCUGUUUAAAUUAAUUCUCCUUGAAAAAAAGGUUCUCUUUUAUAUCUCUCCAGUGAAUAAAUUGGUGGGAGCCCUCAUGACUGUGUUAUCCCUUUUUCCAGGCAUGAUCGAGCAUGGUCUCAGAGACUGUUCUCAGUACAGACCCCGGAAGAGUACGUCUGAAGAUGCUGGGCUUCAAGAAAACAAUCCCCCUGCAGAUGAUUUUGUUUCCAUGUCUGCUUUUAACAUUUCAAAUACCAACUCAGAAGCUGUCAAGAAAAUCGUGAUGGGAAACCAUGGAGGAGAUGCUGCCAUCAAGACUGAAGAGCCUUUGUUCCCAGCAGAAGACAGCAGCCAAGGACAGGAACUCCGUGACAGCAAUCAAUAUUUGAAACCUCCUUCUCGGCCAUCUCCAGAGUCUUCAGAAAGUGACUGGGAGACCUUGGACCCUAGUGUCUUAGAGGACCCUGCCUUGAAAGAAAGGGAGCAGGUGGGGUCGGAGCAGACAAACUCAUUCCCAAAGGAGCUGGUGCCCUCGGACAGCCCUCCAAUCACCGUGCAGCCUCAAGCCAGCACGGGCCAGGCGGUCCUGGUACCCGGGCUCAUUUCCGGUUUGGAAGAGGACCAGUACGGCAUGCCGCUGGCCAUCUUCACAAAGGGCUAUCUGUGCUUGCCUUACAUGGCAUUGCAGCAGCAUCACCUUCUCUCUGAUGUCAGCGUUCGGGGAUUUGUUGCUGGAGCUACUAACAUCCUUUUUCGACAACAGAAACACCUCAGUGACGCCAUUGUGGAAGUAGAAGAAGCUCUGAUCCAGAUCCACGACCCAGAACUCAGGAAGCUGCUCAACCCCACCACAGCCGACCUCAGGUUUGCAGACUACCUGGUGCGGCACGUGACUGAGAACCGGGAGGACGUCUUCCUGGAUGGCACGGGCUGGGAGGGUGGUGACGAGUGGAUCCGAGCCCAGUUUGCAGUCUACAUCCACGCCCUGCUGGCCGCCACGCUGCAGUUAGAUAAUGAAAAGAUGCUCGCAGACUAUGGGACAACCUUUGUCACAGCGUGGAAGAACACUCACAACUACAGAGUCUGGCACAGCAACAAGCAUCCGGCACUGGCCGAAAUAAAUCCGAACCAUCCUUUUCAAGGCCAGUACUCGGUGUCAGACAUGAAGUUAAGAUUCUCACAUUCUGUUCAAAACAGUGAACGUGGCAAAAAAAUUGGCAACGUCAUGGUCACCACCAGCCGGAAUGUUGUGCAAACAGGAAAAGCUGUUGGCCAGUCUGUGGGAGGAGCUCUCUCCAGCGCGAAGACGGCCAUGUCUUCGUGGCUUUCCACCUUCACCAGCUCCACCGCCCAGAGCCUCACAGAGCCGCCCGGCGGGAAGCCCUGAGCAUGGCGUCCGGAGGCCGCUGCUGCUUGCUAGGGCCGAGUGUUCCCUGACUGCUGCCCCCAAGCCUGUUCUUCCUCCUCGACCACAGGGCCACCGCAGGGGACCGAUGUGUCAGACUGUUUACAUGGACGGCCGCCCUCUGUCUGAAAGAAUGUCACAGGACGCUGCAAAGAUGAAACCACAACCAUGGCAGGGACGGCCGUCAGGUUGGCGUUUCCAUUGACUACUUUUAUUUCAGUCUGAGCCUGAUUAAAACACACAGUGUCCCUUCUAAUGGUUUUUCAAGUUCUGAUAGUCUACAUUUGUUUACUUUAGGAAAGUUUACUUCUGUAAAUUUUGUUCUGUUUUGCUGUUUGAAUAGCUGGAUGGUUACUGUAAUUUAUUAGUACUGAAUUGUCAUAGUAGGAUUUUAAUUUCUCUACAGUUGGGCCUCAAAUGUGCUUAUAAAGUUAAGGGGCAUGCAAUCAAACCCUUCGUUCUUAUUUUGCAGAGUUAUACAAUGAUUUUUCUUGUUUUGUUGUUGUUGUUGUUAGUUGGCUUUCUACCUACAAACUCUCAGCUCACUUCCUCCUGGUGGUGGUUCUGAGAUGCGAACAUCAUAGGUGGUGGUUCUGAGGAGCUGGUGUUUCGUUUUCUGUUUAGUUUCUUCUCUCUCAACCUUAAACACUGGCUCCCCAGCGUCGCAUGUCACUGCUUUCCUUCUCUUCUCAUUGUUCAGGCAGGUGUGCGGAGGAAUAGCAGAGUGACAGGCACCGCAAUGUUGGAACAGCUGAACAUGAAUAAGUAUCCAAGGCAAGACUUUAGAAGACGUAGGUGUUAGUUCUGUAGCUCUAAUCAUGUCGCAAUCUUUUACAAGCAUCUUUAACCCAAAGUUGGUGCCUUCUCUUUCUUCUUUUGAAUGGUUUUCCAUUGGGUGUUUACAGACCUACAGGUUUUUUCUUAGUCUUUAUUCUUCAGAAAGCCUUCCAAGGCCCUUGGCCUUCCCAUUUCCUAAUGGAAAAUCCUCCUGUAUUCAACCCCGUCUAAAAGUAUUUUUCAAAGGAAAGCAAGAUGAUCUGUAAAUAUUAAACAGAAAUCUCAGCUCACAUGUAGGAAGGCAAGAAGCAGGACAAGAAAACUACAGCCAUGACAUCAGCCAUGUUUCAUGAAGGACAUCUGGUUUCACAUCAGACACCUGCACGUGCGUGUCUGCUGAAGAUUUUUACACAGCUGGACCUCGCAUCUGCCAGGCCCAGUCUCAUUUGCUUUUCCUGGGGACAUGGGGUGGGUGUUCUCAGGGAGCACUUACAGAGGAGAGACUGCUUUUUCAGUACACCCUCUUGGUGAGUGUAAUCUACAUAUGAUGUAAAGAGUACAGGGAAAUGAGGGGCCUAAUCAAGGUUGUAUUUGAUUUAUCCCUUAGGAAAUGUUUGUGUCAUGUAAAUCCUCCUAGGGCAUGUGAAAUGGUCAUAGGGACAUCAUCUAUAUAUCCCUAAAUUUUCCAGUUUGCAUUUCAGCACAAGUCCAGCAAAUCUAAAAGCAUACUUCCACUUGAGCAUAAUUACUCCGGUGAAGGAAGGAGACUUGACUUGGGAUGGUGAAUACACAAUCCAAUACACAGAUGAUCAUUAUAGAAUUGUACACUUGAAACCUAUAUAAUUUUAUUAACCAAUGUCAC